AUGUCAUCGUUUGUAAUCAAGUAUAUUACGAAUAGGAUAUUCAAAGAUAACCAGUGGACUAGAUUUGGGGUGGAAGAUCCAUAUUAUGAAUAUGUACCAAUCGAUGUAGAGAAUGAAAAAGUGAAGUAUAAGAAAACUCCUAGGAGAGUGCCAGAUGGAUUAUCCAAAAAUGAUGAAACAAUAUUGCAUAAAGUGAAGAAAAAGGCGUAUAGGUAUGAUAUGUGGUUUUCUUUUUUGGGUAUCAAGUUUGGAUUUACUAAUAUUGUUGGAAUAAUUCCCAUUGCUGGAACCCUUGUUUCGACGUAUUGGUCGUUGACACUUUUGCAGACGGCAAGACAAUUGGAUGAUGGAUUGCCUUUGGACUUGCAACUAUUAUUCUUGUUAAAUAUUGUGAUUGACUUUUUGUUGGGGUUGAUACCUAUAGUUGGUGAUUUAGUUGAAGUGGGUUAUAAGUCGAACCUGAGAAACUUUCUCUUGUUAGAGAAGCAUUUGACCCGGGUUGGAGAAAAGAAUAUGGGUAUAAUCGGUGAAGAUGAAGUGAGACCUAGCUUCAUUAAUGAUAAAAUCCAGCCGUUUGUGGAUACUAAGGUGAAACCUGGUGCUAUUAAGGCUGGAGAACAGAUAAAGUCGUAUAUGCAUUCGGGAUCUGAGUCCCCUAACGUUGCUUUACGCUCUCUGCCAGCAACUAUACAAGCACACCCGACAACAGUGACAACUUCUUCGUAUGAAAGUCCUCUUUCGCUAAAGGGAGACAGGAAUGACAAAUCUAGUGAAGAUACUAAGUCUAUAAGAAGCUUAUCCUCCACUUUAGGUAAAAAGGUUAAUUAUGUUGACUUAGAUGAAGAUGAAAAGUUUUUGUCCCACCAUGUUAUCAAUCAGUAG
Messenger RNA from Debaryomyces tyrocola, 882 nucleotides. NCBI's taxonomy places the organism in Eukaryota, Fungi, Ascomycota, Pichiomycetes, Serinales, Debaryomycetaceae. The record is from the annotation of a GenBank genome assembly.